Messenger RNA from Serendipita indica DSM 11827, 1758 nucleotides. The record is from the annotation of a GenBank genome assembly. Lineage: Eukaryota; Fungi; Basidiomycota; Agaricomycetes; Sebacinales; Serendipitaceae.
AUGGCUUUUCAGCCUGUACGGGUCCCCCCGCGUCCCAAGCAAUCUAAAUUCAAAGUAGCAGUCGACGAAAAUGCCGUUGUUGCUGCCCCGACGCGUUCAAAGCUCGUCAACACGGGAUCGACCAAGGCCAUCAUCGAGAGAACGAAGGCUGGACUUCCCCCAGCGACGCGUCAAGUUUUAGCAGCUCGUUCUGCUCUAGGAGAGAUUCAUAACGUUCGCAAAAAGACUCUCCCAUCAAAAACUAAAGAGAAUGUCGUUGCUACGAAGCCUGUCGACUCAAAGCAAGCUCCUGCAGGUCUCAAACGAAGACGAUCCCCCUCCCUCCACGCCGCGACGUCGCGUCCGGUCCGACUUCCUCAACCACCAACAGCAGCAACAGCUGCGACUAUUAGCAGUUCGAGAAAGGCUGUCGCAGUCGCGACAACAAAGGCGGCAACCACAACCACAGUUCGGUCCACGGGUGCAACAACAGACUCGGAUGCACCUCCACGACGACUUGGUCGCAUGCUCCAAGCCAUGCAGUCGCGUCGUCAAAGUCAAGUCAUUCCCUCAUCCAGCCAAUCCAUUCCUUCCUCUUCCGGUGCGACAAUUCCAAGCGAUGGUGCAUCCACCGUCGUCCUCUCUUCCCGUCCACCGUCCCCCGCCGCAACAUCGGAUGUCGUUGUUGCAGAGACAGACGAUGAAGAUGAGACAGCCAAGCUCCCUGCCGCCACUGUCGCCCCUACGCCUCCCAAGGCAACUCUGGCUACCUCUGAACCGUCACCGAAAGCCAGUCCCACACCGGAGUCGCCUCGACCAGAGAGCUUGUUCGAGCUCAUGUCAGAAGGUGACUGGUUGUUCGUUCCGCCAGCCAAGCGUUUGGAGUAUCAAAAAGAGUUGGAACGGGUGGCCAGUAGUUUUAAAGAUGAAGCAGAGUUUGAGGAUCCGACCAUGGUGGCCGAAUAUGCGGAUGAGAUUUUCGAGUAUAUGUCGAAACUCGAGGAGGAGUGCAUGCCAAUGCCAAAGUACAUGGCCGGGCAACAGGAGAUCACAUGGGCUAUGAGAGCAACGCUGGUUGACUGGCUACUCCAGGUCCAUCUCCGAUAUCACAUGUUGCCGGAGACGCUUUGGAUCGCCGUCAACAUCCUAGACCGCUUUCUCUCCAAGCGCGUCGUUUCUGUCAUGAAGCUGCAGCUUGUGGGAGUGACCGCAAUCUUCAUUGCUGCCAAAUAUGAGGAGAUUGUUGCCCCAGGGGUGGAUGAGUAUGUCAAGAUGACAGAAGGCGGCUAUAAGCGCGACGAAAUCCUAAAGGGAGAAAAGAUUAUUCUCCAGACCAUUGAUUUCCGGGUCUCCACCUACUGUUCGCCAUACUCGUGGGUCCGAAAGAUUUCCAAGGCCGACGACUAUAAUCUUCAAACAAGAACGCUCUGCAAAUUCUUGAUGGAAUUGACGCUACUCGAUCAUCGCUUCUUGCGAGUAAAGCCAAGUCUCAUCGCGGCGAUUGGAAUGUACAGUGCGCGAAAGAUGCUCGGAAACGACUGGGACGAUGCGUUUGUCUUCUACUCGGGGCGAGUGGAAGAAGAGUUAAUGAUGGGUCAUGAGUUCAUCGUAGAGGCUCUGGUGCAGCCCGACUUUCAAAGCCAGUACAUUUACAAAAAGUACACCAGCCGACGGUUCCUUCAGGCGUCAGUGUACGCUUGCUCGUGGGCGCAAGAGAACUACAAACCAGCUCAGCGGAGUCGAGCACAAGACAAGAAUCCAAGAUUGGAGGCCCGAUGA